Molecule: messenger RNA, 6369 nt
Organism: Hippocampus comes (tiger tail seahorse)
Lineage: Eukaryota; Metazoa; Chordata; Actinopteri; Syngnathiformes; Syngnathidae
Gene: ptch2
Product: patched 2
Exons: 23
Coding region: 514-4863 (1449 amino acids)
Biological process (GO): negative regulation of smoothened signaling pathway
Cellular component (GO): plasma membrane
Molecular function (GO): hedgehog family protein binding; hedgehog receptor activity; smoothened binding
Source: RefSeq, a predicted model, not a curated record
UUUGGUGAGCUGUUGCUUAGCAGCUAAUAAUAGGCGAUGUUUGCAAAGUAAUUUGCCUCUUCCUCGGCCAAUGGGAGCCGCGGCACUUUUCCAUCAAAGCUCCCUUUUCAGGAUUUGCGGAGAGGCGAGCUCGUCCAAAUGUUGCCGCAGCGCGAUCGGAGCUAGACGUGACGCGCGACCACCAGCAAGACCGCCGCUACAACUACUAGCAGUACUAUCUGAGCCUCUGUUAAUAUUAUUAUUAUUAUUUUUAUUAUUAUUUUUUUUUUUUGCAUGUGUCUGUUUUUAUAGCAACUCCGCGAUCGAAUGACGACAGAAGGAUCUUUACGUAUUUGGGCGCAUAAUGUUGGGAUGGAGUUUGGCGACUCGUUCGGCUCCACGGAAGACUAGCAGGACACUUUCUUCCAACUCGUCGGCGCCGGACGCGCUCCUCUCCCAUGUCGGAUUACUGCGGCGCUCUGUGAAAUCGCAGCCGCUUUGUGUGUCGCUUCGCCCCCCAAGCCUCUUCGGACCAUGGCCUCGGAUAGCGGGGUCCCAGGGGCCGGCGUCUUCGGGGAGUUACCCCCGAGCUUCGCGCGCUCCCGGCCGGCCGCCGACGCCGACGCGCUCCGGGGACCGAGCGGUUACUGCCACGCCGCUUUCGCACUUAAACAGAUCUCAAAGGGGAAGACGGUAGGUCAGAAAGCUCCCCUGUGGAUCCGCGCCAGGUUCCAGGCCCUCCUGUUCUCUCUGGGCUGUCACAUCCAGAGGCACUGCGGGAAGGUGCUUUUUAUUGGACUCUUGGUGUUCGGGGCCCUCUCGGUAGGACUCCGAGUGGCCGCCAUCGAAACGGACAUCGAGCAGCUCUGGGUGGAAGCUGGUAGCCGGGUGAGCCAGGAGCUUCGCUACACCAGGGAGAAGCAAGGCGAAGAGUCCAUAUUUACCUCACAGAUGCUCAUCCAGACACCCAAAGAAGAGGGCACCGACAUACUUACCCAGGAGGCAUUGCUGGUGCACAUGGAAGCCGCACUGUCUGCCAGCAAGGUGCAGGUGUCACUGUUUGGAAAGUCGUGGGAUCUCAACAAAAUAUGCUAUAAAUCCGGAGUCCCCAUCAUUGAAAAUGUCAUGAUUGAAAGGAUGAUUGACAAACUAUUCCCUUGUAUGAUAAUCACCCCGUUGGACUGUUUUUGGGAAGGGGCCAAGCUACAGGGAGGGUCCGCCUAUUUACCGGGUAUGCCAGACAUCCAGUGGAUGAAUCUGGAUCCAGUCAAGCUCAUGGAGGAACUGAGUCAGUUCACGUCCUUGGAAGGAUUUCAGGAGAUGUUGGACAAAGCCCAGGUGGGCCACGCCUACAUGAACCGGCCUUGUCUGGACCCAUCGGAUCCCGACUGCCCUCUCGGUGCUCCCAACAAAGAACAAUUAGAAUCUCCUGACAUCGCCGGACGCCUCCAAGGCGGUUGCCACGGUUUUAGCCGGAAGUUUAUGCACUGGCAGGAGGAGCUGAUCCUGGGAGGGCGUGUGAAGAACACCCAGGAUGCUCUGAUGAGCGCGGAGGCUCUUCAAACCAUGUUCCUAUUGAUGAGCCCCAAGCAGCUGUACGAGCACUUUAAAGAUGACUACGAGAUCCACGACAUCAACUGGAAUGAAGAAAAGGCGACGGCCAUCCUGGAGUCGUGGCAACGCAAGUUUGUGGAGGUGGUCCACCAGAGUAUCCCGUCCAACUCGAGCCAGUCCAUCCACGCCUUCUCCACCACCACGCUCAAUGACAUCAUGAAAUCCUUCUCCGAUGUCAGCGUCUUACGGAUCGCCGGAGGCUACCUGCUCAUGCUGGCGUACGCCUGCGUGACCAUGCUGAGGUGGGACUGCGCCAAGUCCCAGGGGGCCGUGGGACUGGCCGGCGUGCUGCUGGUGGCUCUGUCGGUGGCCGCGGGGCUGGGCCUCUGCUCCCUGCUGGGACUCUCCUUCAACGCCGCCACCACUCAGGUGCUUCCCUUCCUGGCACUUGGAAUCGGAGUGGAUGACAUGUUUCUUUUGGCUCACUCCUUCACAGAGGCCGGGAGUAACAUUCCCUUUAAGGAGCGGACCGGAGACUGCUUGCGUCGCACGGGCACCAGCGUGGCUCUGACUUCCAUCAACAACAUGAUUGCCUUCUUCAUGGCCGCCCUUGUGCCCAUCCCGGCCCUGCGAGCUUUCUCCUUGCAGGCGGCCAUCGUGGUGGUGUUUAACUUUGCUAUGGUGCUGCUCAUCUUCCCCGCCAUACUCAGCUUGGACCUCCACCGGCGCGAGGACAAGCGCUUGGAUGUCCUGUGUUGCCUGUACAGUCCUUGCGCCGACCGGGUCAUUCACCUUUCCCCGCACGAGUUGUCGGACGCCGCCGAGCAGGCGCCGGCCUCACACACGCGCCAGUACGCCGCGGGCUCCACCAUCACCACCAGUACUCAAAUCACCACCACGGUGCAGGCGUUCACGCAGUGCGACGCCGCCGGGCAGCACAUCGUCACCAUCCUGCCGCCAACCUCUCAAAUCUCCACCAGCCCGACUUCCAUCAUCCUGUGUCCCACUUCGCAUUCACAAGCUAUCACGCCGACACCCACUACCCCCGCCCAGGAUCUCUAUGACUCCCAGCUCUUCACUCCUACCUCCAGCUCCACCCGGGACCUCCUAGCCCAGGUGGAGGACUCCAAAUUGGGCAAGAAGUGCGUCCCGCUCCCGUUCCUCAAUUGGAACCUGUCCCACUUUGCCCGGGAGAAAUACGCCCCGCUUCUCCUGAAGCCCAAGAGCAAAGCCAUCGUGGUCAUCCUCUUCCUGGGCCUCCUUGGCCUCAGCUUGUACGGGACCACCAGGGUGCACGACGGCCUCUACCUGACCGACAUUGUGCCGCGCGACACCAAGGAAUACAACUUCAUCGAUGCCCAGUUCAAAUACUUUUCCUUCUACAACAUGUAUCUGGUCACCAUGGACGGAUUUGAUUACGCCCGCUCACAGAGACUUCUGAUCCAGCUACACAACGCCUUCAACUCUGUCAGAUCCGUGGUCCGAGACAGCGACGGCAAACUGCCACGUAUGUGGCUGCACUACUUCCAGGACUGGCUUAGAGGUCUUCAGGCUGCUUUCGACACAGACUGGCUGGCGGGGAGGAUCACCUCGGACAGCUACCGGAACGGCACCGAGGACGGCGCCCUGGCGUACAAACUCCUCAUCCAAACUGGCUCCAAGAAAGAGCCUUUUAACUACAGCCAACUGACUUCUCGCCGACUGGUGGAUGCGGAGGGUCUCAUCCCCCCUGAGGUGUUCUAUAUUUACCUGACGGUGUGGGUCAGUAACGAUCCUCUGGGCUACGCCGCCUCCCAGGCCAACUUUUAUCCGCAUCCCAGAGAGUGGAUCCACGACAAGUACGACACGACGGGGGAGAAUCUGCGCAUUCCGGCCGCAGAGCCCCUGGAGUUCGCUCAGUUCCCGUACUACCUGAACGGGCUACGGCAAGCCGGCGACUUCGUGGAAGCCAUUGAGAGCGUGCGGGCCAUCUGCGACGAGUUCAGCCGCAAGGGCCUGUUCAACUACCCCAACGGAUACCCGUUCCUGUUCUGGGAGCAGUACAUAGGCCUCCGACAUUGGUUCCUCCUGGCCAUCAGCGUGGUGCUGGCAUGCACCUUCCUGGUUUGCGCCCUGCUCCUGCUCAACCCGUGGACCGCCGGCAUCAUUGUGUUUAUCUUGGCCAUGAUGACGGUGGAGCUUUUCGGCAUCAUGGGUUUGAUCGGCAUCAAGCUGAGCGCCAUCCCCGUGGUCAUCCUCAUCGCCUCGGUGGGCAUCGGAGUGGAAUUCACUGUUCACAUUGCGCUGGGCUUCCUGACAGCCAUUGGCAGCAGAAACAAGCGCUCGGCCGUGGCUCUGGAGCAUAUGUUUGCCCCGGUGGUCGACGGCGCCAUUUCCACCCUGCUGGGCGUUCUCAUGCUGGCGGGCUCCGAGUUUGACUUCAUUAUGAGGUAUUUCUUUGCCGUGCUGGCCAUCCUGACCGUUCUGGGAAUGCUUAACGGCUUGGUCCUGCUCCCGGUCCUCCUCUCCAUGCUGGGCCCCCCUGCCGAGCAGCCCGUGCCCGACGACGGCAGCUGCCCGGCAGUGCCUUCGCCCGAGCCGCCUCUCCCUCCGCCUAUGGGUCACCACGGUUACUUCGCGGACCACCACGACCCCCGCUGGGCUUUCUCCGAGACAUCCGACUCGGAAUAUUACUCAGAGAUGACGAGCACGUCGGGGAUCGGUGAGGAGGAUUACAAGUACUGCGACCGCAGCGCGUACAGUGUGCCGCCGGCGAGCUCGCACAUUCUGCUGGAAGCCAGCAAGAAUCCCAGCUUCCCGAAACUCACGGUGGUGAGGCCGCCGAGGGAAACCGGAGCACGGAUAGAACCGUCAAAUGACUCGUCCCAUAAUGCUCAGUCGCCAUUGAGCUCGCAGGUGACAUGCUGGGAUGGACCCAAGAGGGACCAGCAGCAGCAGCAGCAGCAGCAGCCAAGACCACAAAACUUACCUGGAGACAAAGCUCACCAGCCUUGGCGGACUUACCAGAGUGGCCCCAGGCUACAGAGCGGUCGAGGGCCUCAGCCAAACAGGACUAAAGGGCCAGCCAACUAUGGCAAUUCCGUAGCCGGUGGGCCCGUCACCAUGGUGACGGCCACGGCCUCCGUGACGGUGGCCGUGCAUCCGACCCUGCCGGGAGCGGCGUAUCAGGGCUACAUGCACGAAGGCUUCGACACGGACACUGAAUCGGACUGCUUUGAGGCCACUAAGAGGACUAAGUUUUACUCGUGCAAGAGAGACUCUUUAGAGAUGCAGGAUGCGGAAUGUCCACAGGAUCAGAUGACGCAACAGACCAGACAAGGCGGGUCCUGAAUCCAGGCGACCAGAGUGUCAGACUCCUCCGCACACCCGUCCUCUGGAAAUUGUACAUAGACGCCACAUAGGAUUUAUUUGAAGGACAUUAUGUAAAUCUAUGAGUAUAUAUUUUAAUACAAGAAAAGAGGGAAGCUAUUUAAAAGAGCACUGUAUAACUUUGGGUAUACUCGUGUAAAAGUUGUUUGUUUUUUUUGUUUUUUUUUGUUUUGUUUUUUUGCAGGGGGGUUUUGUUUUAUUUUCUGGGCUCCCUGCAUAGUGUAUAAAAUGAGAAGAAUAAUGUGCUAUAUGUACAAAGUGUCCACACAGAGUGAGAUCCUAUUAAGAUAUUAGGUUAUUGAACAUACAUGGUCAGUGUUUUAUUUGUAUUUGUAUUAUUACCGUAUGAUUUUUUUUUUUUUUUGCUGCUACACAAAGUCAUUUUAAGUGAUUUGCCUUAAAAAAAAAUGCAGUAUCCCCUCUUCCUCCCCCUUCAUGCCACACACACACAUACACGCACACACGCACGUAUACACAAUAGAUUGUACUGUGAGAUCUAACAGAUUUCUUAACAAUGUGCCUUCAUCGUUAUUGUCAAUGCAGCAUUCAGAGUUCAGUAUUAAGUCCUUUGCAGUUUUGUCUACUUGAAGGUUUUGUUAUUUGUGGCUGCACCUCACAUUUAACACAAUGGGAACUAUAAGGGAGUCUUUUAAAUAAUUUGUUACCCCAAUGGAGUUACUUAUAAGCUAUUAUUCAUAUUUGACAGCCGCUCUGUUUUUUAUUUUUUUUUUAUUUUGUUGUUGUUAUUGUUGUUGUUUUUCCACUUUAUUUCCUCCGCAGUUCAUACAUUACAGAAAUGGUCUCGUCACUGCCAGUGCCAUUUGCAGGGAAGAUCUUUUUUGUGUCUUUCAAGUGGCAGCUUUGGUUCAUUUACGUUACAAUUUUUUUUUUUUUUUUUAAACAAGAAAAGAAAAAGAAAGUGUUGAGUAGCUACUGUGCAGUUGUGGGAAAAAAAUGUCACCCUACAUAACCACCUUUGGUUGGAGAAGUUUAGAGGGAGGUUGAGGGGAAGCUCGUGCAUUGUUUAUAGUUAAAAAAAAAAAAAAUUAAUGUCAUGCCAUAUAAAUUAUUUAUAUUAAGAUUUUAUUUUUUUAGUUUGUACAGAUGUUAGUAUUUAGAUUGAAGUUCUAUUUUUAAAGAGUAAAUAUAUAUUAUAUAUAAAUAUAUCUAUUUGUUGCUGAGUUUGAUUUUUUUUUUCGUGUGUAUUUAGGAAAGAGGGGGCUCAUGAUUAUUGUUGUUGAUGUUGUUGUUGUGUUGGGGCAGUCGUUGAGCAGCAUGAAGGUGUCACUUUGACACCUUGUUUCUUCCUUCAUGGCCCCUUCUUUGUCAUUGUCCAUGUCUAAAACACUGUGACUUCUGGAAACUAUGCUCAAGAAAACCCCCUUGUGUGACCGCUAUGUUCUCUCAUCUGCUCUAGAAAAUUAACUAACAAAAAAAAUAAAUUCAAUUAAAAAUGCAUUUGUGUCA